CCCCUGCACCCAGCCCCCAACCCCACCGGUCUCUCACAGGGCCCUUCUCCUGCAGGUACCAUGAUGUGGGGUGCAGGAAGCCCCCUGGCCUGGCUCUCAGCUGGCCCAGGCAAUGUGAAUGGGAGCAGCAUGGGCUCCGUGGAGGGGCCCACAGGCCCAGGUGCACCUCUGCCCUCGCCCAGCGCCUGGGACGUGGUACUGUGCAUCUCAGGCACCCUGGUGUCCUGCGAGAAUGCUCUGGUGGUGGCCAUCAUUGUGGGCACUCCCGCCUUCCGUGCCCCGAUGUUCCUGCUGGUGGGCAGCCUCGCCGUGGCAGACCUCCUGGCAGGCCUGGGCCUCGUCCUACACUUCGCAGCUGUCUUCUGCAUUGGCUCAGUGGAGAUGAGCCUGGUGCUGGUUGGCAUGUUGGCCAUGGCCUUCACUGCCAGCAUCGGCAGCCUACUGGCUAUCACUGUCGACCGCUACCUGUCUCUGUACAAUGCCCUCACCUACUACUCAGAGACAACAGUGACACGGACCUACGUGAUGUUGGCCCUAGUGUGGGGGGGUGCAGUGGGCCUGGGGCUGCUACCGGUGCUGGCCUGGAACUGCUUGGAUGCCCCAGCCACGUGUGGCGUGGUGCGUCCACUCUCCAAGAACCAUCUGGUGGUCUUGGCUGUGGCCUUCUUCAUGGUGUUUGGCAUCAUGCUGCAGCUCUAUGCCCAGAUCUGCCGUAUCGUCUGCCGCCAUGCCCAGCAGAUUGCCCUCCAGCGGCACCUUCUGCCCGCUUCCCACUACGUGGCCACCCGGAAGGGCAUUGCCACACUGGCCGUGGUGCUUGGCGCCUUUGCCGCCUGCUGGCUGCCCUUCACCGUCUACUGCCUGCUGGGGGAUGCCCACUCACUGCCCCUCUACACCUAUCUCACCUUGCUCCCCGCUACCUACAACUCCAUGAUCAACCCCAUCAUCUAUGCCUUCCGCAACCAGGAUGUGCAGAAGGUGCUGUGGGCUGUCUGCUGCUGCUGUUCCUCUUCCAAGAUGCCCUUCCGAUCUCGCUCCCCCAGUGACGUCUAAUUGCAUCCUGGUGACCCUUCAGCCUGGAUCACUACAGAAUUCCAGAAUGUUAUGUCCUCCAGGGCUUUGUUCCAAAUCCCCAACUCCACACCCCCAAGACCCAGCUGGUUCUGGAGUUCUAGGACGUUGGGUGUUUCCAGAUUUUGUUCAGAUCCCUGUGGGGCCCAGCUGGUGCCGUGGUUCUUGAAUGUUCAGGCUGUCAGGGUUCCACUCAGAAACGUCCCACAGCUCAGCUGGCUUGGAGAUCCAGAAUGCUGGGUGUUUUACAGUGCCAUUCCAGGUUCCUGACCGCCCCCCCCAAUCUUGACCUUGACCAUGUCACUUUACUUUUGAGUUUCUGAGCUUGAGAGUCAGAGAGGUCAGUCACACAGUUGCCUAGAUAAGAGAAAGAAAGAUUUAUAUAUAUAUGCACAUACAAAGAGAGUAUUUGUUAUUUAUUUAUUUAUUUAUUUAUGGGUGGGAAGGGGAAAAAAGAGACCACACCUUGAAAUCCAGGCCACACCAGGGUACCCUCAGUCCCCACGCCCCCAUUUCUGACCUCAGUUCCUAAAGGGGGAAAAGGGAGAAAGAGAAACCACGUAUUUUGUCAUUAUUUUUGCUUAUUUUUUAUCAAAAGAGAUCAUAGAAACCAGAGCCUUCUCCCCCGGCCCGCCCCCUCGGGUUCGCAGGGGGAACACACCAGCCUCUGGUUUUUUAUUUUUUUAAGAAGCCAUCACCUGAGCAACCGAGAAUCCCUCUGUGCUGGGGCCGGCUGCCCUCUGGUGGCCGUUUGGAGGAAACUGCAACCCGGCCAGGCAGCUGGGACCCUCAACUCCACUAGAGCCUGGCAUCCAGCGCCACAGCCAUGGCCUGGGGGCCAGGCCUCACCCUGUGGUGCCCUAGAGGAGGUGGGGUGCAAACCAACACCUGGCCCCUCUGCCAACCAGGGUAUGGCCCCCAGUGCAUUCCCCAUUCCUGUCCCCAACCUAGCCCUCAAUAAAAGAUGAUUUUGUGAUAAA
Molecule: messenger RNA, 2051 nt
Organism: Trichechus manatus latirostris (Florida manatee)
Lineage: Eukaryota; Metazoa; Chordata; Mammalia; Sirenia; Trichechidae
Gene: GPR3
Product: G protein-coupled receptor 3
Exons: 1
Coding region: 61-1053 (330 amino acids)
Biological process (GO): regulation of metabolic process; adenylate cyclase-activating G protein-coupled receptor signaling pathway
Cellular component (GO): plasma membrane; cytoplasm
Molecular function (GO): sphingosine-1-phosphate receptor activity
Source: RefSeq, a predicted model, not a curated record